Molecule: messenger RNA, 1554 nt
Organism: Fusarium odoratissimum NRRL 54006
Lineage: Eukaryota; Fungi; Ascomycota; Sordariomycetes; Hypocreales; Nectriaceae
Exons: 3
Coding region: 1-1554 (517 amino acids)
Biological process (GO): adenylate cyclase-activating G protein-coupled receptor signaling pathway
Cellular component (GO): heterotrimeric G-protein complex
Molecular function (GO): G protein-coupled receptor binding; GTPase activity; guanyl nucleotide binding
Source: RefSeq, a predicted model, not a curated record
AUGGUUGACCAGCAAACACAUACGCUGACGCUCCUCCUGAGCGCUUGCAACGCAAAUGCUUUAGAAGAACAAAGAAAGAUUCUUCAACAGCCCAAAAUCAUUAGGGCGUUGGAGGAGAUGGGCCGAGAUACUGCAUCACUGAUUGUUCAUCGAGACUCCGACUCGAUAGUGACAGCUACAUCAGUAAGCUCUUCAAGAUGGUCGGUGCAGUUUGCAUUUGAUAGGGAGCUGUUCAUCACCAAAGUCUACGAGAAGUGGAUUCGAAAACUCGCAACGACACGGAGGACACAUAGUGCUACUAUCCAAGGCGAACAGCAACGACCCUCAGACCCCCAAGCCCCUCCACCCGCCCCACUAACAGAACAAGCUACGCUCACUCGCACACAGAGUGUCGCAUCCAGAGACUCAUCUAGGUCAUCUCAAAGCAUAGGCGAACGAAUUACUUCUUUGGGACGCACUGCUAUGAGCAUUGAGUUGAAACCUCUAAACCUCACCCGGCCCAGGAGUGAUUCAAAGCUUAAGGCUAGGGAAUCUCGGAGAAUCGAUCAGAAGUUGAAAGAUGACUCAGAGAGUGCCAACAGACAGAUCAAGGCAGUAAUUGUGGGCUCAGACACGAGAAAACAAGUGUUUGAAGGGAUAAGACGAUCCCGUUAUCGACCAGACUACUAUGAUAAGACCUAUUACCGUCUAAUAAUCUUCGAAAACGUUAUGGAGAGCUUGAAGUCCUUGAUUGCUUCACUGCGAUAUGGCCAAGCCCUCAAAGGAGGAGACCCCUUAUGGCAACACUUCGAGACUAUUUUGUCCUGCGAGGAAGACUUGAACCCGGAAACCGGUCCCGACCCUGAAUUCGCAAAAACGGUGGGCUUAGUCCUUGAACACCCAGCAACAAAGACCUUGAUGGAGAGGAGUGGCUUCGUUCUCCCUAACAAUGGCAAAUAUUUCUUAAAUGAAAUCGAUCGAAUCUUCUCUGAAGGAUAUUCACCAAGCGAUGAGGAUGCCAUACGCUGUAUAAUACCAACACCGCCACCUGGCUUCGUAGAAUGUCGGCUUGAAUUUGGAAAUAUUAGUGUCCGUCUAACUGACCUAGGUAGCCUAGCGGGUAAUGAAAAGGCGUUGUUCCCGCAACUUGAGGGCAAAAUUAUAAUCUUUGUUCUCGAUUUAGGAUCCUACUGUCGCACCCUGCCCAGUGACGAAGACGAACUUUUUGGCGAUACUGAACUUUCCGAGAUGAUGCUUCGAUUCGAAAAGGCUAUCAAUUCACCAUUUUUAAGGAACUCGGGGAUUAUUGUUGUUCUUAACAACGCCAAUGCCUUGAGGGAAAAGCUCUUGACGGAACCGCUUAGUCGAUGUUUUCCAGAAUACACAGGCGGAAACGACUAUCACAGGGUUUAUGACUACAUUGUUUCGAGGUUAAACCAGCUGAACCGGGCUUAUCUUCCCAUGCUCUUCCACCUUACCACUACGGUUUAUGAUGAAAGCUGUUAUCGUUUCUUACAAGCUGCCAUUAGAGAGAUGGAUAUGAGUGCCACCCUAAAGGCAUUAAACUUAGCAUAG